AAACUUGCCUACGGCGUAUUUUAAAGGCAGGAAUGCACGGUUUAAAUGGAACUACGAAUUGAUGCGUAUUUUUGAUAUAAACCUAAUUUUAUUUUGCCUAAAGUGCCUUUUUUGACUACUUAAUGCCUAAAUUUACAUUUCGCGAAAUUUUUGCUUAUUUUGGGCAAAUCAUGACUUUUGUCGGCCUUUUUUGAGCGCGAAAUAUCGAAGGACGCGCCAAUAACUGGUUGACUAAUGAAAUGACUAAUGAAUGAGGCAGCGAGAGGUUAUUUUUAGGUGCGUUAACCGUUAGUCGGGUUUCGUUUCCGGUAGUUUCAGUUUUGUGUUCAAGUUUAGUUCUAAAAUCACAACUUUGCGGAACGUGGUACACGUGAUAUUACUAUCAUCAUUCAUUAUUGUGUAUUAAUAAAAUGCCAAAAAACAUCGAAACUUCAAUACGUAUUUGGCUUAAAGAUAAUCCCCAUCUUAAGCUUCAUGAGGGGGACAAAAUAUUUUGUCGUAUAUGCAAUAAAAUUUUUUCAUGUAAAAAAAAAUUUCACAUCAUUCAACAUGAAAACACCAAUGCACAUAAAAGAUUCGUAGCCAAGGGAGCUGUAGUGCAACCACAAAUAUCAGAGUCGCUUACAAAUGUACCUGCUAGGAGCACUUUUUUCAUGGACUUGUGCACAGCAAUGGUAGCCGCAAAUAUACCAUGGUUUAAGUUAGAUUGUCCCCCCUUUAGAAACUUUUUGGAAAAGUACACGGAAACAAAAAUUCCUAAUCGUACGACACUAAGCAAACUUUAUUUACCGAAGUGCUACCAGAAUGCAAUAAAUAUAAUACAAGCAGAUAUAGGUCAACACGAUAUUUGGAUUUGUGUCGACGAAACCACAGACCGAACGGGGCGUUUCAUAGCAAACUUAAUCGUAGGAAAGCUUUCAGAAGAUAGUGCGGCUACGCCUUAUCUUUUGUCUUCUAAAGUUUUAGAGCGAACAAACCAUUGCACUGUAGCAAGAUUUGUAAAUGAAAGUCUAGCAAUACUUUGGCCAAAUGCCAUUCAGCAUGCAAAAGUAAAAAUUAUGUAUUCGGAUGCCGCUCCCUACAUGCUGAAAACUGCAACAAGUUUAAAGGUUUUUUAUCCAAAUUUAAUCCACUUUACCUGUAUAGCACAUGGUUUAAAUCUUGUUGCUGAGGUAAUUCGCGAGCAAUAUCCAAAUGUGAAUGGUAUAAUAUCGACUACCAAAAAAAUUUUUCUAAAAGCUCCAUUAAGAGUACAAAUCUAUAAAGAAAUGCUUCCGAAUACGCCUUUACCUCCUGAACCUGUUCUAACGAGGUGGGGAACCUGGUUAAAUGCCGCUUUUUUCUAUAAUACACAUUUUGAAAAAAUCAAAGAGGUUGUUGCUCGAUUUGAUUCUAAUUCCGCUGCGUCAAUAAAAAAUGCCCAAAACUUUUUUAAUUCGCCGGGAAUUAAAAAUGAGCUUACAUAUAUACACACACACUUCAAAAUCAUACCCGAAACGAUUAAGAAAAUUGAAGCAAGAGGAAUGCCAUUGACGGAAUCACUUGGAUUAGUGGAAACAGUAUCAGACUCCUUACGUUCUGCACCUGGUCGUGUAGCCAAAGUUGCAUUUAAUAAACUAUCAAAUUGUCUAUUAAAAAACCCAAGCUAUGAAACGCUAUGGGCUAUUAAAAAAAAUUUUUGUGGCGAUGAGGCAGAACUGCCAUUCAACUUUGUUACAGAUAACAUCCAAGCUUUCAAAUUUGCUCCUAUCACUUCGUGUGAAGUGGAGCGCUCAUUCUCUAUGUAUAAAAAUAUUUUAACGGAUAAAAGACAUAAUCUUUCUGAGAAAAAUGUUGAAAUGUUAAUCGUAGCUCAUAGUUUAACAAAAUUUGAUAAAAAUGAUAUUGAUAACGAUAAAGAUAACGAUUUUGAAUAGUUGCUUGUACCUGAUGUUGAUGUAAUAAAAGUAGGCCUAUACUUUAGGCCAUCAUGCCUAAAACUUUUUUUUGUGCCUA
Messenger RNA from Photinus pyralis (common eastern firefly), 1995 nucleotides. RefSeq lists its product as uncharacterized. Gene Ontology annotation, biological process: regulation of transcription by RNA polymerase II. NCBI's taxonomy places the organism in Eukaryota, Metazoa, Arthropoda, Insecta, Coleoptera, Lampyridae. Gene Ontology annotation, cellular component: nucleus. The coding region runs from base 411 to 1916 and encodes 501 amino acids. The transcript has 5 exons. Gene Ontology annotation, molecular function: double-stranded DNA binding. The record is from RefSeq and is a predicted model, not a curated record.